This is a messenger RNA of Camelus dromedarius (Arabian camel), 4052 nucleotides long. RefSeq names its product corticotropin releasing hormone (gene CRH). The coding region runs from base 2982 to 3563 and encodes 193 amino acids. Gene Ontology annotation, biological process: positive regulation of cortisol secretion; negative regulation of glucagon secretion; negative regulation of epinephrine secretion. The record is from RefSeq and is a predicted model, not a curated record. Lineage: Eukaryota; Metazoa; Chordata; Mammalia; Artiodactyla; Camelidae. Gene Ontology annotation, cellular component: extracellular region. Gene Ontology annotation, molecular function: corticotropin-releasing hormone activity. The transcript has 3 exons.
UUUGGAGACUCUAACAAGUCCCUAGCAACCUGUUGGGUAAUGAAGGCUCCCACCAGGAAGUGAGGGACUUACUGAUCUCAGAAUGGAAAAGAUAAGAAAGAAGAUUAAGACACAGACAUGCACAGAGGAAAGAUCAUGUGAAGGCACAGGGAGAGGACGGUCCUCUGCAAGCCAAGGAGAGAGGCCUCAGAAGAGAUCAACCUUGAUGUUGGACUUCUAGCCUCCAGUAGUGUGAGAAAGAAAAUUUUUGUUGUUUAAACCACCGAGUCUGUGCACUUUGGUCUCGUAGCCCUAACACAUUAAUACCUGUAUUUUCCUUAAUGGAAACUGAACAGUUCCAGAGAAAAGUUCUCUGUAAUGUGAAAUUUUAUGGGUAUCUCCUAAUGACUGCUUCACUAUCUGAUCACACAAAAAGGAGGGCUGCUUGGUGACAGGGUCCUUGGCCUUCACAAAGAGUUUCCAUUCAGUUUUGCAUUGCCUAAAAUAUGAGAAUACAACUCUUCAUACAUAGUGUUAUCUUAAAAGAUUUAGGGGAAGUCUCCAACAUAAAACAGAGGAACCAAGAUAAAUACAAUUACCAAAUCACCUAUCCAAAAUAGCUAGGGAAGUCACUUAACCUCUCUGGUUCUCAUUAAAACCAAAUGUCCUCUUCUAAGUCAUUUCUCAGUGAUUUGAUGAGAUCUAACUUCUGGCAAAAUUGUGGGGAGUUAGCAGCUCCUCCUCCUCCCCCUCCCCCUCCGGGAUCUAGGCAUUUUGUUCCUCAGCCCUAGUCAGAGCCACUUUGCCUAACCAACUACCUACUGUAGAAAAAUCUCACAGUAAGAAUAAAACAGUGAUGAGAGAGCCAGCCUGGAACAACAUCCUCCAUAUGUCCCAAGAAGAGAGAGAUGUGAAGAGAUUUGGGGUUAGUCAAAGCCUAGAAUAUGUUGUAUCUUCUCUGGAGAAAGCUCUCAGUCCUCCCCAGCUACACCCAUGGUCUUAUCCCUUUCCUAGUUCUUCCUGUGUAUCCAUUUACCUGAAUUUCCCCUUCCAAAUCUACUGUCACCUCCUUGUUGACAUCUAAGCUGAAAUAUGCCAGUGGGGAUAGAGGAGAGUUCAUCUCUUACCAACAUAAAACAAUUUUCUUCUAAAAGCUCAACCAGUUACCAUAAUAAUGAUCCAUUAACAACUCUGAGCUUCCCCAGAAGACACAUUUCUUUCUCUGUUCUCUUAUGUCAAAAGUACAUUCCAUGGAGCAAUGUUCCAGUUAGGGGUUGAUUAAUCUAAAAACUGCCAGAAUUUCUCUUUCUACCUUUCUUUGUUUCUAAGAGCAGUUGUGGAUUGGUAUAGACCCAAAAUAGAAGUUGAAAUACGCCUUGCAUCACUUGUCAUGUUAGCUACAAAGGAAACAGCAGAGGUAACCAGAAAUGAGGAACAGGAAAUUUCUGAUAAACAACUCUGCUGGUUAUCUAGAAGCUGAAUUGAAUCAUAGACACCAGAGUUUGGAAUUGCAUUUUGAAUUACAGAAUUAGAGGUAAGUGCCUCCCACCUAUAUGAUAGUGUCAACUUAUUUCAAAAUUUGAGUGCGGUUUUGUAGGCAUUCCAUUCUGUAGUAGUGCUGGAGAGCAUUUAUUUAUCAGGAUCCCCUGCAGCACAUUUGAAUUUGGAAAAGGAAAUGAUUAAAACAACAAUAACAACCUGGGUGCUCCUGAAAUGGACACUAUCAUGGAUGUUAAUAUUUGGAAGUAAUAUAAAUGAGGUUAUCUUUUUACGGGCUCAGUAUUCAUCAGUGAAAACAUGCAACUGAUGAAUUCAGUCCUAUAAUCAAGCAGUUUAAACCUUUACCAAUAUAGACUGGGAGGUUAGAAUGCAUGCUUCUGUCAUGGGUUUGCACUGAGUAGACAGAUGAUGAUUGUUUAACUCAUGCACCUCUCACUGGUCCUUUCUUUCUCUAAUCUGGGAACAGAAAAAUCCACAAUUAAUUUCAGAUUCUGAGAUCAGAGACAAAGGAGGAACAGUGAGGUUCUGGGAGAACUUAAAAUCUUUGCUCUACCCCUGACUGACUCUGGUUUAUGCCCCUUCAUCGUGAAAAUAGCUCUUGCAUCAUUUUAAAAACUUGAGCAGUGUUUCAAAAGAUUUAUUGGUCUUGCCUUUUCAGUCUCAUAAUUCCUUUGUUUGUUCUUGAGAGGAAAAAGCAGAUAGAGGCUUAAAAGCUGGAUGUCCCUGCACUCCCAUCUCCUUGUUCUUUAUUCUUAUCCAGCCAGAAAGGUGACGGGACACUUUGCCUCUAGCAGAGGGAUAUUUUCAGAUACUGAGUUGCUGCCUGAGACAACUGGUCAGAGAAGUGAGAAGGGAGAGGAAAGGGGAGGAUCCAGAGUCACCCCUAUAACUGAUUGCUGCUUUCCCCACAGGACUGUGUGUUGAUAGACCUCCCUUCCCUCGCACUUUCCCCAUCCUCUCCCUUCCCAUUCACUGUCUCUUUUCUGACCUUUGGUUUGGCCUUUCGUAGUAAGAGGUCAAAUCUCUUGGGAAAUCUCAUUCAAGAAUUUUUGUCAAUGGACAAGUCAUAAGAAGCCCUUCCAUUUUAGGGCUCGUUGACGUCACCAAGGAGGCGAUAAAUAUCUGUUGAUAUAAUUGGAUGUGAGAUUCAGUGUUGAGAUAGCAAAAAUUCUGCCCCUCGUUCCCUGGCAGGGCCCUAUGAUUUAUGCAGGAGCAGAGGCAGCACGCAAUCGAGCUGUCAAGAGAGCGUCAGCUUAUUAGGCAAAUGCUGCGUGGUUUCUGAAGAGGGUCGACGCUAUAAAAUCCCACUCCAGGCUCUGGUGUGGAGAAACUCAGAGCCCAAGUCCGUUGAGAGACUGAACAGAAAGAGAAGAGGGAGAGAAAAAGAGAGUGGGAACAAAGAGAAGGGAAGAAAAUCCCCUGAAAAAGCCCCGGAGACGUUCCUCUGCAGAGAAUCGCAGCGCCUGGCUCACCUGCAGAAGCGCCUCAGAAGCGCCUCUGACAUGCGGCUGCCGCUGCUCCUGUCCGCGGGCGUCCUGCUGGUGGCUCUCCUGCCCUGCCCUCCAUGCAGGGCCCUCCUCAGCCGGGGGCCCGUCCUGGGGGCCCGGCAGGCUUCGCAGCACCCCCAGCCCCUCGAUUUCUUUCAGCCGCCGCCGCAGCCCCAACAGCCCCAGCAGCCGCAGGCUCGGCCCGUCCUGCUCCGCCUGGGGGAGGAAUACUUCCUCCGCCUGGGUAACCUAAAUAAGAGCCCCGCUGCCCCCUUGUCGCCCGCCUCCUCGCCUCUCGCCGGCAGCCGCCUUUCGCCGGACGAGGUGGCGGCCAACUUUUUCCGCGCGUUGCUGCAGCAGCUGCCGCUGUCCCGGCGCCCGCUCGACAGCCCUGAGCAGCCGGCGGAGCGCGGUGCCGAGAAUGCCCUCGGCGGCCGCCAGGAGGCACCGGAGAGGGAGAGGCGAUCCGAGGAACCUCCCAUCUCGCUGGAUCUCACCUUCCACCUCCUCCGAGAAGUCUUGGAAAUGGCCAGGGCUGAACAGUUAGCACAGCAAGCUCACAGCAACAGGAAACUGAUGGAGAUUAUUGGGAAGUAAAACGGUGCGUUUGGCCAAAAAGAUUCUGCAUUUAGCACAAAAAAUAAAAAUAAAAAAUAAUACGGUAUUCUGUACCAUAGCGUUGCUCUGAUACCAUUUGUUUAUUUUUAUAUAGCUUGAGACGCCCACACUCCUUAAGUAGCAUGCACAAAGUAUAUUCACCUGCAGUAACAGCAACAUGGCGUAAUUUGUAUUGUCUACUUUUAGUUUCUAUUUCCAGGUGUCUUUAACGGUGUUUUAAAGAGAGUAUAGACCCAGGGGGAAACAUUUUGAAGAAGGAGACAAGUCACCCCGUUGAUCUGGUUGUGGUCUGAGCCAACGAGAUUGUCAUUCUCUUGGGUGGGUGAGAAAAAGAGCUGUCAGCUCUUUGAAUCAACUUUUCCUUGUAAAUGUUUCCGUAAUAAAACAUCUUUCCUCUUGGUCAAUGUGGGUGUGUAAGAGAAUGUUGAAUAUUUAUAUUUCUAAUAAAAGCUGCAAAGGUAAUCAUGA